CUGUGUGAUGUUUGGACUUAGGAUAUCUGCUCACACUGUACUCAUUUGAUUUUUUUUUAAUACUUCAUAUAAAGAAUUCGAUCGUGCCAAUAAAGCCAUUCAGAAGGCUGCGGGUAUUAUCGCCCAAACUGGUAUCCCUAAGUUUUAUAUUAAAGCUGUUGCUGAGUUAGAGAAGGCCAUUCAGGGCGCCUUGGAGAAAGAAAAGUCGGCUUCAAAGAAGAUGAACGCCUCUAAUGCCAAGGCCCUCAACUCAAUGAAGCAGAAGGUCAAGAAGAACAACCGACUCUAUGAAAAGGAGAUCCAGGAGUACGAAAAGGACCCUGAUAACUAUGAUGUGGAACAGGAUGAAGAGGAGGUUGUUGAGACUAAACGUAAGGCCAAGAAGCCUAAGAAAGAUCUUUCGGAAUCCGAGGAUGAAGAUGAGCAGAAAGGGGAAGAGGAGGUCGAUGAUGGGUUCACUCCCGUUGGAGCUGGUGGAAAGUCUAUCGAGCUUAAUCAAGAGAAUCUAUUCAAGAAGUUGAGAGAAGUUAUCGAUGCUCGUGGAAAGAAGAACACUAAUCGUGAGGAGCAGGUUCGCAUCUUGGAGAGACUUCUUGUCGUCGCGAACAAUCCUUACCAGAAGAUCCAUGUGCUCUUGAACUUGAUUUCCGCCCAGUUCGAUUUUGCUGUUGGUCUCUCUGGUUACAUGAGCAUUCCUUUCUGGAAGAACGCUGAAAAGUAUCUCAACAAUCUUUUGACAAUUUUGGAAUCUAAUCGUGGCUAUGUUGUCAAGGAGGCUGUUCCAGAGGAUGAUGAUAUUGAUAAAGAUCGUAUUCCAGAGAAUGGCCAGACUGUGUUCAUCCGGGGCUCUAUUGUAGCCUUUGUUGAUCGUCUGGAUGAAGAGUUCACAAAGUCUCUUCAAAACAUUGACCCUCACACCACAGACUAUGUCGACCGCCUCAAGGACGAAGUUGGCCUUUAUGCAGUAAUCGUCCGCUCUAAUGAAUAUUUCAAGAGUCUCGAGCUGACUGAUGCUAUUUGUCGUACCACAAUGAGGCGCUUGGAGCACUUGUAUUUCAAGCCCGAUACUGUUAUUGUUGCAGUCGAGAAUGCUACUGCUUCGCUCUUGCCUUCCAAUAUUAUCAAGCCUGUCAAGGACUCUGAGGAUCUGAUCCAUGACCUGUGUGUCCAUUUGUAUAAGAAUGCCAAUUCACUUCAGCGUACACGCGCCAUGCUUUGCCACAUCUACCACCACGCACUUCAUAAUCGUUACUUCGUUGCCCGUGACAUGCUUUUGAUGUCGCAUUUGCAGGAGACCAUCCAUCAGGCAGAUAUUACAACACAGAUCUUGCACAACCGCACUAUGGUUCAACUGGGUCUCUGUGCUUUCCGUGAGGGUAUGAUCAAGGAAGCCCACACUUGUUUGCAGGACAUUUCUGGGACUGGCCGUGUCAAAGAGCUUUUGGCGCAGGGCCUUCAGGCCCAACGCUACGGCUCUGUUUCGCCCGAACAAGAGAAGCUUGAGCGCCAGCGCCAGCUCCCUUUCCAUAUGCAUAUUAACUUGGAACUCUUGGAGUGCGUUUACUUGACAUGCUCCAUGCUUCUUGAGAUCCCCAAUAUGGCUGCCAAUGGAAAUAGCACCGAAGGCCGUAAAAAGGUGAUUUCAAAACCCUUCCGCCGCAUGCUUGAUUAUAAUUCUCGUCAGGUUUUCUCUGGACCCCCCGAAAACACCCGCGAUCAUAUUAUGGGUGCUGCCAAGGCGUUAGCGAGCGCCGAGUGGCAAAAGUCUAUUGAUCUGAUCAACUCUAUCAAAAUCUGGGAGCUCAUGCCUUCAUCGGAUAAAAUCAAGGAGAUGCUCGGUCGUAAGAUUCAGGAGGAAGGACUUCGUACCUAUCUGUUCGCUAAUGCUUCAUAUUAUUCAUCAGUGGGUCUUGAACAGCUUGCCAAGAUGUUUGACCUACCUCUGACCACUGUUGUCUCUAUUGUGUCCAAAAUGGUGUGGAACGAGGAGCUGUCAGCCAGUAUCGAUCAGGUCACCAACGUCGUUGUCUUACACCGUGUUGAACCAACAAAAUUACAGUCACUCGCUUUGGCUUUUGCAGAGAAGGCUGCAGCCUUUGUGGAGGGUAACGAGAAGCUGUUGGAGACAAAGACUCCUCAACAGAAUGAGCGCCCAAAGAAGGGUAAGUGAUUUUAUGAGAUCCAACCCAAGUAUCUCCUCUUUUGUUAUUUUAUUUUUGCUCUGCUCAUUCGUACUCAUUCAUUCUGAUGAUUUCCUAUUUUGAACAA
Lobosporangium transversale is the source of this 2268-nucleotide messenger RNA. Its product is annotated as eukaryotic translation initiation factor 3 subunit 8 N-terminus-domain-containing protein. The transcript has 3 exons. Gene Ontology annotation, biological process: translational initiation. Gene Ontology annotation, cellular component: eukaryotic translation initiation factor 3 complex. NCBI's taxonomy places the organism in Eukaryota, Fungi, Mortierellomycota, Mortierellomycetes, Mortierellales, Mortierellaceae. Gene Ontology annotation, molecular function: translation initiation factor binding; translation initiation factor activity; RNA binding. The record is from RefSeq and is a predicted model, not a curated record. The coding region runs from base 221 to 2170 and encodes 649 amino acids.